AUGGGCGUCUUGGGCCGGCGGUUCCUGAAUCUGAUCGUGGCCGGCUGCUCCCCCGGCGUCAAAUCGCUGCGCCGCAUCAACCUGGCGCAGCUGCUUUACCGUGACACACCACCACCACCAUCAAAGACGACGGAGAUGGAGACGCUUCGGCUUCCUCGUCCAAGCUUCACCUUGCGUGCUCUAAACAACGGAUGGAACCUGAACUGCUUCCCGUUCGCGGACUCCAAGGUCAUCUGCGGGGAUGAUCAGUCGGGGCUCGGCUUCAUCUUCGACCUGGACACACGCAAGGUGGGAACCAUGCCCCCGCUCCCCAAGCUGCCGACGGUGAAGCCCGUCUCCGUCUUCGCUCACAAGCCCCACGUCGACGACGACAGAUUUUGCCAUGACAACGGUAGCAGCCUCUUCCUCAUGGAGAGGGUUCCAAUGAAGUGCGGGAGAGCCAGCAGUUCAUGGGCUUCAACAAAUGCUUCACCUGCCGCCUCCUUCCGCCGCCGCCGUUUGUACGAGAGACAUGGAGCUGCAGACCACACGUGGAGCCAAGUUGGCGAGUGGACGCUUCCCUUCCAUGGCAAGGUCGAGUACGUGCCUGAGCUCAAGCUCUGGUUUGGCCUCUCCGCCGCCGGUGGCCAGCAGAACUUGGCUGCUGCUGACCUCUCUGACGUCAUGGAUUCCCAGCCAUGUCAGCUAGUGGGCGGCCCUUGGAAGGAGCUUGAUCAUCUGCCAGAUGAAUGGAAGGAAUGCAAGGAUCCUCAGUUUGUCAGCCUGGGUUCUGGCAGGUUCUGCAUUGCAAGGUUCUUCCAAGAAGCUGCAGGCUCUGCUGGUGAUCAAGUGAUCCAUGAAAAUGCUGCUGUCUUUACUGGUCUUGAGGUCAAUAGCGGUGGCAAAGGUGGCACUGCAGGAAAAGUGUUACUGCAAAUGACCCCUCACAGAUCAAGACGUGUCAACAGCACUAGCAUCGAGGCAUUGUUCUAUAAACAAAUAAUUUUGGUGCUUAAUUUGCUCUUCAGGCUCACUGUUUUAUCCAUUAUCUAUCUUCUGAUUUCUGAUGAGGUAAUUCAUUGUCAUCAUGGAUUUCGUCAUUCUCCUGAAGUGCAGUGA
Miscanthus lutarioriparius is the source of this 1098-nucleotide messenger RNA. Lineage: Eukaryota; Viridiplantae; Streptophyta; Magnoliopsida; Poales; Poaceae. The record is from the annotation of a GenBank genome assembly.